Acomys russatus (golden spiny mouse) is the source of this 1024-nucleotide messenger RNA. RefSeq names its product fibroblast growth factor 18 (gene Fgf18). The transcript is spliced from 5 exons. The record is from RefSeq and is a predicted model, not a curated record. Gene Ontology annotation, biological process: cell differentiation; positive regulation of protein phosphorylation; animal organ morphogenesis. Gene Ontology annotation, molecular function: type 1 fibroblast growth factor receptor binding; growth factor activity; type 2 fibroblast growth factor receptor binding. Lineage: Eukaryota; Metazoa; Chordata; Mammalia; Rodentia; Muridae. Bases 77 to 700 code for a protein of 207 amino acids. Gene Ontology annotation, cellular component: cytoplasm.
AGGCGCCCGGUCCCGGCCGCGCGGAGCGGACAUGUGCAGGCUGGGCUAGGAGCCGCCGCCUCCCCCCCGCCCCGCGAUGUAUUCAGCGCCCUCCGCCUGCACUUGCCUGUGUUUACACUUUCUACUGCUGUGCUUCCAGGUUCAGGUGUUGGCAGCCGAGGAGAACGUGGACUUCCGCAUCCAUGUGGAGAACCAGACGCGGGCUCGAGAUGAUGUGAGCCGGAAGCAGCUGCGCUUGUACCAGCUCUACAGCAGGACCAGUGGGAAGCACAUCCAAGUCUUGGGCCGUAGGAUCAGUGCCCGUGGCGAGGACGGGGACAAGUAUGCCCAGCUCCUAGUGGAGACAGAUACCUUCGGGAGUCAAGUCCGGAUCAAGGGCAAGGAGACAGAGUUCUACCUGUGCAUGAACCGAAAAGGCAAGCUUGUGGGGAAGCCUGAUGGUACUAGCAAGGAGUGCGUGUUCAUUGAGAAGGUUCUGGAAAACAACUACACAGCCCUGAUGUCAGCCAAGUACUCAGGCUGGUAUGUGGGCUUCACGAAGAAGGGGCGGCCUCGCAAGGGUCCCAAGACCCGGGAGAACCAGCAAGAUGUGCACUUCAUGAAGCGUUACCCCAAGGGACAGGCCGAGCCGCAGAAGCCCUUCAAGUACACCACGGUCACCAAGCGUUCCCGGCGGAUCCGCCCCACUCACCCUGGCUAGGUCUGGCCACACUCACCCCCAGAGAACUACAUCAGAGGAAUAUUUUUACAUGAAAAAUAAGGAAGAAGCUCUAUUUUUGUACAUUGUGUUUAAAAGAAGACAAAAACUGAACCUAAAAUCUUGGGGGGAGGGGGGGCGAUAGGAUUCCACUGUUGACCUAAACCCCAUGACAAAGUGCUCAAGUAAGGGGACUGCUGUCAACCUACAGGUGCUUGCCUCUCUCUAGCGGGCAAUUCAAAACUCAUCCCCAGAGGAGGACUUGAAUGAGAAAACUGACGCUGCGAGAAACCAAAGUCCUUUCCCCCAAAGGUUCUGAAAGCAAAA